AUGUUAGCAGCACCGACCUCUACUGGUCCUGGCCUCAUUGAAAUGGAGAAAGCUAUAAUCUUCAACUUUAAUCUCACUCUCCCCAUCAUCGCCAUCACUGGCGAAUUACUGCUCCUUAUGAACAGUGUGAGAGAUACGUCAAAGGAGGUGAAAGAGGAGCAAGCUGCAACCGUGAUGAACGCGGUGAGGGCGGAGAUAUCAGAGGCCCUGAAUCAGAUGAAGAGGGAGGUGAUUGUGGAUUUGGAGGUGAAGAUGGCCGGGGCCAAAGAAGGUGAAGACCAUAAAUGCCAUUGA
Molecule: messenger RNA, 294 nt
Organism: Amborella trichopoda
Lineage: Eukaryota; Viridiplantae; Streptophyta; Magnoliopsida; Amborellales; Amborellaceae
Source: RefSeq, a predicted model, not a curated record